ACAGGAGAUCGAACCAAAAACUUUUUUUUCAAAAAGCACACCCCUAUCCAUUAUUCACCCCACGUGUAACGUGUCGGAAAACAACUAUAUGUCGAUUAAUAAACUUCGCUGUCCAACUGAUCACACAUUUGUACUUUUCAGACCAAAAUACCCCUUCUCAAAGCUCCUUUAACCAUCAUCGUGUACCACGCUUGUCCUUAAACAAUCAAACAUCCCAACACCGAUCACAAAAACGCCGACGUUCUUCUGCCUUCUCGCCGGCCAUUAAAUUUUCCAUAAAAAAGGAAAAAAAAUCAAAAUUUCCUAAUUCGGAUCUCCGGCGAUGGGUCGGGUUGAAAUGGUGGUGGCGGCGGCGGUUGACCCGUCGACGGCGGCAGUGACUGUGGCGUACCGCUUACAUGAAGCGAUUAGUUGGUGGGAGAAAGUGAAUGAAUCUUCGGUUUGGCAAGACCGGAUUUUUCAUGUUCUUGCGGUUCUAUAUGGAGUCGUUUCUGCUGUUGCUCUUGUGCAAUUGAUCCGGAUCCAAAUGAGAGUUCCUGAGUAUGGUUGGACCACUCAAAAAGUCUUCCAUUUCCUCAAUUUCUUGGUGAAUGGGGUUCGCUCUGUGGUUUUUGUAUUUCGUCGGGAUGUUCAGAAGUUGAACCCUGAGAUUAUCCAACAUAUCUUGCUUGAUAUGCCAAGUCUUGCAUUCUUCACAACUUUUGCACUUCUAGUACUAUUCUGGGCUGAGAUAUACUAUCAGGCACGUGCUGUAUCUACUGAUGCUCUUAGGCCUAGUUUCUUCACAAUUAAUGGGGUGGUUUAUGCUAUUCAGAUGAUAUUAUGGCUGAUAAUAUGGUGGAAACCUGUUCCAGCACUCGUCAUCUUAUCUAAGGUGUUCUUUGCAGGUGUAUCUCUGUUUGCGGCCUUGGGGUUUCUUCUUUAUGGAGGAAGGCUUUUCCUUAUGUUGCGGCGUUUCCCUGUAGAAUCGAAGGGGCGACAGAAGAAACUACAGGAAGUUGGCUAUGUGACGACAAUAUGUUCUUCAUGCUUCCUCAUUAGAUGCAUUAUGAUGUGUUUCAAUGCAUUUGAUAAAGCUGCGGAUCUUGAUGUUUUGGACCAUCCAAUUUUAAAUUUUGUAUACUAUCUGUUGGUAGAGAUUCUACCUUCUUCGCUUGUCCUUUUCAUUUUGCGGAAGUUGCCUCCGAAGCGAGGGAUCACACAGUACCACCCUAUUCGCUGAUAUAAUAGCACACGUUGAAUGUUGGAAAUCAAGCUCUGGGAUCAGGGUAUCAAGAUGAGUUGUCUUUUACGAUACUCGUCUUACCUGGAAGUGAAUGAAGCAAAAGACAAUAUAGACAGAUCUUGUUCAUGGAGCAAAGUUUAAUCAGGACUCUGGAAAUAUAGUUUGUUCUUUGCAGAUAGUUCCGUGUCUAAUUUGUUUGUAGUCUUGACGCAAGAGUUGUGGAAGAAGCUGUGUUAUUUCUAGUGUAAUUAUCUUCAUCUUUGUAUGUUUCAGAUUUCAACUGAUUAUUCUUUUCCCCCAUCUCAGAAACGGUUUCUCUACUUCUGAGGUAGGGGUAAGGUCUGCGUACGCUCGACCCUCUUUAGACCCUUUGUAGGACUAUACUAGGUAUCUUCUUCUUGUAUUCUUUCCCCAUGUUUAAAGUUUGUUUGGGCGUA
This is a messenger RNA of Capsicum annuum, 1662 nucleotides long. Its product is annotated as tobamovirus multiplication protein 3. The transcript has 11 exons. The coding region runs from base 323 to 1222 and encodes 299 amino acids. The record is from RefSeq and is a predicted model, not a curated record. NCBI's taxonomy places the organism in Eukaryota, Viridiplantae, Streptophyta, Magnoliopsida, Solanales, Solanaceae.